Messenger RNA from Amaranthus tricolor (Joseph's coat), 528 nucleotides. RefSeq names its product protein MAIN-LIKE 1-like. Gene Ontology annotation, biological process: meristem maintenance; meristem development. The record is from RefSeq and is a predicted model, not a curated record. Lineage: Eukaryota; Viridiplantae; Streptophyta; Magnoliopsida; Caryophyllales; Amaranthaceae. The transcript has 3 exons. Bases 1 to 528 code for a protein of 175 amino acids.
AUGCGUCCUCACCCUGUUGUUACUGUUACCGCUGAUGAGGCUGAUAUUGAUUGGGGUGCAGUAACGCUUGCUCACAUGUAUCGCCAACUGGGUAUGGCGACAAGGACUGGGUGCAAGACUAUUGCUGGUUGCCUGACACUGUUGCAGACAUGGAUUUACGAGUACUUCCCAGCCUUCCGCCCCCAUCCGCGUCAAGCUGACAUGCCGAACAAGACAAGGGCAGAGAUGUGGUCCCCGCCGAAGCCAAUCCGCGAGCUGAGCAGACUGAUAGACUGUAGGAGCAUACUGGAUGCCAUGACAGAGGCACAGGUGGAGUGGACUCCGUACUUGACUUAUGAUAGGUCUUUAUUGAACGAGCACCCACGUACCUCGUAUAUCGGUGGUAUCACCUGUUUCGAUAUCGUGGAGGUCUAUUUGCCUGAGAGGACAGUGAGGCAGCUCGGUUUUGCACAGGAGAUUCCCUCGGCUCCGCUGAGACCUACCCAAGCUCUGCGACCAGCACAGGGUUCCCUUACUGUGCCCGCGUAG